AUGCGACCGUGUAACAGGGUGGGGAGUGGACCGUGUAACAGAGGGGAGAGUGGACCGUGUAACAGGGUGGGGAGUGGACCGUGUAACAGAGGGGACAGUGGACCGUGUAACAGAGGGGAGAGUGGACCGUGUAACAGAGGGGAGAGUGGACCGUGUAACGGGGGUAAAAUGCGACAGUGUAACAGGGUGGGGAGUGGACCGUGUAACAGAGGGGAGAGUGGACCGUGUAACAGAGGGGAGAGUGGACCGUGUAACAGAGGGGAGAGUGGACCGUGUAACAGAGGGGAGAGUGGACCGUGUAACGGGGGUAAAAUGCGACCGUGUAACAGGGUGGGGAGUGGACCGUGUAACAGAGGGGAGAGUGGACCGUGUAACAGGGUGGGGAGUGGACCGUGUAACAGAGGGGAGAGUGGACCGUGUAACAGGGUGGGGAGUGGACCGUGUAACAGAGGGGACAGUGGACCGUGUAACAGAGGGGAGAGUGGACCGUGUAACAGAGGGGAGAGUGGACCGUGUAACAGGGUGGGGAGUGGACCGUGUAACAGAGGGGAGAGUGGACCGUGUAACAGAGGGGAGAGUGGACCGUGUAACAGAGGGGAGAGUGGACCGUGUAACAGAGGGGAGAGUGGACCGUGUAACAGAGGGGAGAGUGGACCGUGUAACAGAGGGGAGAGUGGACCGUGUAACGGGGGUCAGAUGCGACCGUGUAACAGAGGGGAGAGUGGACCGUGA
Ylistrum balloti is the source of this 732-nucleotide messenger RNA. RefSeq names its product S-antigen protein-like. The transcript has a single exon. The record is from RefSeq and is a predicted model, not a curated record. Bases 1 to 732 code for a protein of 243 amino acids. NCBI's taxonomy places the organism in Eukaryota, Metazoa, Mollusca, Bivalvia, Pectinida, Pectinidae.